Molecule: messenger RNA, 1182 nt
Organism: Zymoseptoria tritici IPO323
Lineage: Eukaryota; Fungi; Ascomycota; Dothideomycetes; Mycosphaerellales; Mycosphaerellaceae
Exons: 1
Coding region: 1-1182 (393 amino acids)
Source: RefSeq, a predicted model, not a curated record
AUGGACACCGAUCAAGGCCGCGCUCGCAAGGAGCCCAAAGAGCACACCCGACUUUACAGGGAGUUGUUGGAUGCCAUUGAAGGAAGCAAAGAGACCAGUACCCUUGAGACUGUUUCCGCACUGUUUCCCAAUCUCACGGUGAAGGCUGAGCCGGAGGACGAGACAAAGACAUCCAGCCAAGUCAUGGACACUGAUCAAGGCCGCCCUCGCAAGGAGCCCAAAGAGAACACCCGACUUUACAAGGAGGUGUUGGAUGCCGUUGAAGGAAGCAAAGAGACCAGCACCCUUGAAACUGUUACCGCACUGUUUCCCAAUCUCACGGUGACGGCUGAGCUGGAGGACGAGACAAAGACCAGUUCCCAUGUUACUCCAACGAACGGUCUUGAUCGAACUGCAUCCAGUCCGCCACGGGAAGUAUCAUCCAAAAAGAUGCAUGUCUUCGGAAGUGAGCCGAGCAAACCUGCUCACUACACUCCGCCAACGUCCCGUCUGAAUAAGAAUGAGAGUCGCGAGGUGGGUGCUCAGCACAAAGAAGAGCCGUCGAGCUUGUUUCGUGCUCCUUCGCCAAGCUACCCGAUGCUACCGCGGCCGGCGAACAGCAAGAUGGAGUCCGACCGUCCAAGCACGACCCAAGGUUACCGGAGCCUGGAUUACAGCACAAAGUCAUCGCGGCCAGCCAAAAGUAAGAUGGAGUCCGACAGUCCAAGCAUGACCCAAGGUCACCGGAGCCUAGAUUACAGCACAAAGUCAUCGCUGCCAGCCAAAAGUAAGAUGGAGUCCGACCGUCCAAGCACGACCCAAGGUCACCGCAGCCUGGAUCAGUAUCCCAGCACACAGUUAUCGCAGCUAGCCUACAGCGAGAUGGAGGUCAAGGCUCCAUCCAAGAACGUGUUCGCCAUCGAGGAUUGGUACAAAGGGGUGGCUCGCACUACAACUCCGUCCGCCGGGGCUGUAGUGCCAUUAUUCAACCCCACGCUACCCUCGCAGCGAACCACACGCAAGUCGGUGGCCUUUAAAUCUCCCGCGAGCGUGACUCCCUCCUCCCCUGGCAACCUGUUCACCAGUCACAACGAGAAUCGCCAGACUCCGUUCCAGCAGCCGAACGCGGAGUCGACUAUUAGCAAGCUCGUAAGCGGUGAAAAGGGAGAUGACGGUGCUGAUGGCAGUGAAGAUGCUCCGUAA